GAAGAAAAAGGCGGGCCAUCUUCCCGGAAAAGAGAUAAAAAAGACUUAGAUAUUGUGGAAUAUAAUUCAAUUACUCAAUUCGCUGAUGUUUUAGUUUAGCCUGCCUUGUUUAUGCGAAGUACCUCUCAUCACUUGCAGCAGUUAAUGGCUUCCUCCUCUUCUUCUUCCAUUACUCCUAAAAUAGAGUAUGAGGUUUUCCUUAGUUUCCGUGGUGAGGACACCCGAACAAACAUCACCAGCCAUCUAUAUGAAGCCUUUUGUCAGAAAAAAAUUAAAACUUUCAUUGAUGAUAAGCUUAAUAGAGGAGAAGAAAUUUCUGACGCUCUUAUGAAGGCAAUUGAACAUUCAAAGAUCUCGGUUAUUAUUUUCUCUAAAGGCUAUGCUUCCUCCAGAUGGUGUCUCAAAGAACUUGAGGAGAUUGUUAAUUGUAAGAACACGUAUGAUCAGAUCGUAAUACCAGUCUUCUAUGACGUAGAUCCAUCUGAUGUCAGGAAUCAAACUGGAGAUUUUGGGAAAGCAUUUGCAGAGCUUGAAAAGCAUGCUAUGGUUGAUUCAGAGAUGUUGACGAGAUGGAGGACUACUUUGAGGGAUGCAGCCGGCAUAUCUGGUUAUCAUUCAAAGAAAUAUGGGGAACUAGGGUAGUUCGAAGCAUAUGCUUGGAUAUGUCUAAAGUAGAAGAGCUGCAUUUAAAUCCUAAAGCUUUUAACAACAUGCAAAACCUGAGAUUCUUGAAGUUUUAUGGGUCUGAACAUGGAAAGAAGGUGCCUGAAUCUGAUUCCUUUGCAUUGCACCGUAUCUUGAGAUGGUUGAAAAGAGAAAACUCCAAUGCUGGAAAGGUGCAUGGUUUUGAGAAACUUAAGUUUGAUUUCUAUGAGAUAAGGCAUUUUUGCUUUCAUGGAUAUCCUGACAAAUCAUUGCCACCAAAUUUUAAUCCAAAGAACCUUGUUGCACUUUACAUGCCUAAUAGCAAAGUUGAAAAACUUUGGACUAGUAACCAGGUUCUUGUUAAUUUGAAAUAUAUUGAUCUCAGUCACUCUACGUAUCUACACAGAAUACCAGAUUUGCUACUUAUGCCAAAUCUUGAGAGCUUAAAUCUUAAAGAUUGUACAAUUUUGCUUGAUAGUUUUUUAUCUAUCCAAAAUCUUCAUAAACUUGUUAUCUUGAAUCUGCAAGGAUGCAAAAGCUUGAAAAAUCUUUCAAUUAGUGAUAAUUGCCAAUCUCUUCGAGAAGUUAAUCUCUCCAAUUGCUCAAAUCUUGAAACAGUUCAACAUCUCCCUGAUGCAGUUGAAGAGUUAUAUCUAGAUGGAACUGCUAUUAAAGAAUUCCCAUCAAUACGACAUUUAUUUAGACUAGUAAAAUUGAGUCUUAGAAAAUGUUCAAGGCUUGAGAGAUUAUCAGAUAACAUUCGUGAGUUGAAAUCUCUUAAAUGUCUUUAUCUCUCGGGUUGUUCCAAACUUGACAGAUUGCCUAAAGGGAUGGGAAAUUUACAAAGUCUGGAGGUAUUGGAAUUGGAGGAAAUUUCUUUUGCAAAAAUACCAACAUUUAUGACAAGUUUGAUCAACCUGGAGACAUUAUCUUUGACAAUAUGUAAGAUACAAGAGCGACUGGGUAUCCCACUCUUCGAUUUAUCUGUCUUCCAAAGAAUGACAGAGCUAUGUCUGACUGAUUGUUGCACCGAGGUGUUACCCGACAAUAUUGGCGAAUUACUCUCACUGAAGUGCUUACGUCUUAAUCAAAACAAUUUCAAGACGCUACCAGAGAGCAUCAAAGACCUCUCUAACCUGCAAGAGCUUUAUUUAUACCUUUGCCCGAAGCUUAAAUACUUACCAAAGCUUCCAAGCAGUUUACAGUAUAUUAAUGCAAGGAAUUGCGAAUCUCUUGAAUCAAUAUCAAGUUUACCAGCUACAUUCCUAUGUAUGGAUUCUUUUUUUGAGUGCAUCAACUUCUCUAAUUGUUUCAAAUUAAAAUUAGAGAUGACAGAUGCGCUCUUGAAUCUUGAAAGAAGUGCAGCAGACUAUUUCUCUCGACAAUUCUAUCACCGUAAAAAUUUCGUUCCUUUUUGGCAAUCGGCGUACAUUCAUUACCCAGAAUGCGAAAUUCCAAGUUGGUUUGACUUAAAAAGUGAUGGAUCCUUUAUAAAGUUUCCAAGAGGUUGGGUCAAAGAUAACUUAAUUGGUUUCGCUUUAUGUGUUGUUGUAUCACAAGACUAUCAAAAACUUACAAUUUUCAAUGUUGGAUUUCACCUGAUUGUUAAUGGAAAGAAGAUUAUCUCUUGUUAUUUAAUUAAGUCAUCAAGCAUUGGGGUUGAGUUUCUUGAAGGUGAGGACAUUAUUGAAUCAGAUCAUGUAUGCAUACGUUUUAAUUACAUUACGAUGUACAAGGAAUUUCCUCCACACAAUUUGAAUAGCCAGGGUGGUGUUGAGUUCUUCGUUGAACAAGCAACUAAGAAUGGUAUGGUUCGAAGCCCAGUGAAAAAAUGUGGAGUGACUUUAUUGUAUCACAAAAAUGAUGAUUGGAGAAAAGAUCCAAGAGUGGAUAAAAAUGAUGAAAGACCUCAUAAGCGAUUGAAACUUGAAGGUUGAAAUGUUGUUAUAGAAAAGAUAUGUUUUGCUGCUAUUUGGUUCUCUAGGCUAUGAAAGGGUAUUGGUUGCUCUUCGAUACUGCUGUUUUGUUGAGUCCUCGGUUAACAGCAGGAAACAAAUUGAUGCCGUACAUUUCAUUCAUGCCUUCCAUCUUACUGAAAGCUUUCCCCCUGUUCACUUCUUGAAGACAUACUUAAAGAAUUGAAGGAGUAACUCACAGGGAAAGGGUGUGAGUUCGGGUGGAGAUACUAGUGCACCGGUUAAUUUUCAUACUAAAGCAUAAUGAGAACUUGCUGCUUUGAAAGCUGUAGUUAGUUGUGUCCAAGAGUACAGGCUUGAACCUGACUAUCCUCUUGAUCCACUUCAGAAAAGUAUUGAACAACUGGAGAGGUCAAAAUCUGAUAAGAAAAGGGGUGGAGAUUUUGGUAGACGUCAACACUCCAAGAAACAAAGAGCAAACUACGGAUACCAUGGAUUUCUUUUUCACAGUGGCAAGGCAGCUCCUCGUAGGCUUGUUCUGCCUGUUUUCUGAUGUGUCGUGCACUUGCGAGCAAAACUCAACAUUUUCUUUGACAGGGCAGCAUAUGGAGGAAUGCCUGAGAGAUAUCCUCUGCCUGGUCCGAACUCUUAUGAUUAUCAAGAUUUUUAUGCAACCUUAGUGAAUGUGCAGAGAAUUUAUUUGUGAGUGAAUGACUUUUCCCACCCA
This is a messenger RNA of Mangifera indica (mango), 3288 nucleotides long. Its product is annotated as disease resistance-like protein DSC1. Lineage: Eukaryota; Viridiplantae; Streptophyta; Magnoliopsida; Sapindales; Anacardiaceae. The transcript has 7 exons. The record is from RefSeq and is a predicted model, not a curated record. Bases 570 to 2582 code for a protein of 670 amino acids.